This is a messenger RNA of Ostreococcus tauri, 1233 nucleotides long. RefSeq names its product unnamed product. NCBI's taxonomy places the organism in Eukaryota, Viridiplantae, Chlorophyta, Mamiellophyceae, Mamiellales, Bathycoccaceae. The coding region runs from base 1 to 1233 and encodes 410 amino acids. The transcript has a single exon. The record is from RefSeq and is a predicted model, not a curated record.
AUGAGCGACGCGUACGACGUUCGUGUCAUGUUCGCGAACACGCUCGACGCCUCGACGCCGACGCGCACGAUCGUAUUUCGCAUCGACGAGACGAAGACGAAGAAAAUAAUUCGCUCGACCACCGGAGACGUUGGACGUGUCCUUCGAUUGCUCCGAAUCGGCGACGGAAGGGUGUCGCGCGCGUGCGAUCACGCGAUGGUGGACGUUCGCGGCGUUCGGUUUGAUCGCACGAUCGCACCCGCGCUUCGAACGGUGACGGACGCGAGGGAGUCGACGCAGAGACAGUUCGGAGCGUUGCGGGACGGAUGCGCGGUGCAGUUACGAUUUGGUCACGUAGACGCGGGAGACGACACGAUCGAGGUCAUCGACGGCGCUUUGACGCUCGAUCCAUUGAAUCCUUCGAUGGAAGCAUGCGUGGAGGCGCUAGGGGACGUUUUGAUAGAGAGCGCUCGGGCACUUGGGACUCGCGCAGGAAGCGUCGGGAAGAAUCCACGCGUGUGGACACCGAGAAAGUUGGAUGAGGAAGAUAACGGGUACGUCCCCGGUAAAGUGAAGUACGAGUCCGCAUGGAAACCCGAUAAGUUUAAGGCCGAUCUUGAGUCCUAUCAAGGACUUCAAGGUGAGGCUGAUCCAUUGCUGAGGAAGAUGGAGUCGCAGGAGAGACACGCAAGAGGAUUGGAGAUGCGUAUCGCUAAUCUCGAGAUCAUUCAGCGCGGUUUACGAGAGGGCGUCGCCGGCGUCAUCGCCGAAGAUAGCUUGACACGCCGUGUCGUCGACGCCGAACUCGUCGAUGAGAUUCACGCGAAGCUCGCAUUGCAAAACGACGUCACAGGAGAAAUUUUCAACCUCGCGCGCGAUUGUGGCGUAUACUUUGACGACAUCGAGGGAUGCGACGCGAGCGAGAUCGAACAGAAAGCCGCGGAGACGUACACGCAGUUAGAGAUCUGUCGCGCGGUAUUGAGCGCGAUGUCGGCAGAGCUUCAAGACCGCGUGAUGUGGGAGAACUACGAGAGCGGUGUCGAGACGAGAGACGUGCUCGAAAACGGUGUGCGACGAGAACACAUGGAGUAUUUACUUGGACGACCGGCGACGAAGGCUGACGUGGACGCGUCGCUCAAACUUCCCGAUCGAUUACGUGCGAAGCUCGUCGGCGGGUACGACGUCGAGCGCAGUAAAGCACAUGGCAAAUACAUAGCUGCGGCGCGCUCUGGCUCGCACGCAUUGCUGAACUAG